CAACCACGCUAUGAGAGGCACUCUGGGACACCUUGGCGAUGAAGGAAAGGCCAUCCAACAAGCAGCAGCCCAACCUAAGACUGGAAAUGUUAACGAUUUGAAUCAGCAAGUGUGGACUCUUCAGGGUCAGACCCUUGUAUCACUUCCAAGGAGUAGCAGUGUGACUCCAGUCAUUGUCACUGCUGUCACAUGCAAGUAUGCAGAGGCUCUCGAGCAAGGCAAAGGGGAUCCCAUUUAUUUGGGAAUCCAGAAUCCAGAAAUGUGUCUGUAUUGUGAGAAGGUGGGAGAACAGCCCACAUUGCUGCUAAAAGAGCAGAAGAUCAUGGAUCUGUAUGACCAACCCGAGCCCAUGAAACACUUCCUUUUCUAUCGUCUCAAGACUGGUAGGACCUCCACCCUUGAGUCUGUGGCCUUCCCGGGCUGGUUCAUUGCCUCCUCCAGCAGAGACCAGCCCAUUUUCCUGACUUCAGAACUUGGGAAGUCGCACAACACUGCCUUUGAAUUAGAUAUAAAUGACUGAACUUAGCCUAGAGGUGGCAGGUUUGUCUUUGUUUUAAAGUUUCUGGUUCCCAAUGCGUUUUCUUCUACAUUUUGUUGGUGUCAUUUUUACACUGGUGCUAAGAUGAGGGCAAGGCUGCUGUUAUCUCAUUUUAUAAUGAAGAAGAAGCAAUUACUUCAUAGCAACUGAAGAACAGGAUGUGGGCUCAGAAGGAGGAAAGCUGGGUGGUAUAAGGCUCGUCUCUCAAGCUGAUGCUGCGUAGCUCACAAGGCAUCUGCAUUAGUGACUUCGAGACUCAAAAGACCAACCACUGGGCUUUCUCCUGGGGGUGAGUAUGAAGAUGCUUCAGAGCUCAUGUGUCUUACUCAUGAUGGCAUGACUAGCAUGGAGCUGAUCUCUGUUUCUGUUUUGCUUUAUUUCUUUUUGGGAUAGAUCAUCCAUAGUCUUUAUAUGUUGCCAGUAUACCUCAUUGUGCAUAAUAGAACCUUCUCAGCAGUAAGACCUUGUAAAGAAAAAGAAUUCUUGUGUUAAGCUUUUGUCCUAAUUGUAAUCUGUGAUCUUAAAGUUAAAAAAACUUUGUAUAUUUAUAUAACAAUAAAGCUAAAACUGAUAUAAACAAAGAGUAAACUGAAAUUAGCAAGAGUAGUUGAAUAAAGCCAUCACGUGGUUAAGCCUGGGACUGGGGCUUAGCUGGGGACAAAAGGGCCUUCCUUGGUGGUUAGCGAUGGGGUUGGGGUGAGAAAUUCAGUAUGUAACAGGGCUCCGCUGUUUGGCUUUUUUCUUUAUGGCUGAAUAGCCUUGCUUUUUCCUGGCUUCCUCUAGGCUUUUCCUUUUAGACCAUCUCACCAUCCACAUACUUUCUUUAAAAACUUCAGUAAAGGAGUCCUUUUUUUUUGUAAGAGAAAACCUUGCUUUCCCAACAGCCUCCUUUAGACAAUAUCUCUGAAAAAUUUAAAUAGCUGACUGAUACAGUUUGGAUGUUUGUCCUCAUCCAAAUCUCAUGCUGAAAUGUAAUCCCCAAUGUUGAAGGUGGAGCCUGGUGGGAGGUGUUUGGGUCACAGGAGUGGAUCACUUAUGGCUUGAUGCUGUCCUCACCAUAGUGAGUGGGUUCCCACAAGAUCCAGUUGUUUAAAAGUGUGUGGCACAUCUACCCUCACUCUCUGCUGCUCCUGGUUUUGCCAUGUGAUGUGUCUGCUCUCCUUCACCCUCUGCCAUGAUUGAAAGCUUCCUGAGGUCUCUCUAGAAGCCAAACAGAUACCAACACCAUGUUUCCUGUAAGGCCUGCAGACCUGUGAGCUAAUUAAACCUCUGUUCUUUAUAAAUUA
Cebus imitator (Panamanian white-faced capuchin) is the source of this 1824-nucleotide messenger RNA. It is a transcript of the gene IL36G, whose product is annotated as interleukin 36 gamma. Gene Ontology annotation, biological process: inflammatory response to antigenic stimulus; cellular response to lipopolysaccharide; positive regulation of gene expression. NCBI's taxonomy places the organism in Eukaryota, Metazoa, Chordata, Mammalia, Primates, Cebidae. The record is from RefSeq and is a predicted model, not a curated record. The coding region runs from base 11 to 520 and encodes 169 amino acids. The transcript is spliced from 4 exons. Gene Ontology annotation, molecular function: cytokine activity; interleukin-1 receptor binding.